AGUUCUGAAGCUCCUGUUGCUUCAGACAAUGGAUGACCAAUCACAAGGAAUGCAAGGGCCACCUGUUCCCCAGUUCCAGCCACAGAAGGCCUUACGACCGGAUAUGGGCUAUAAUACAUUAGCCAACUUUCGAAUAGAAAAGAAAAUUGGUCGCGGGCAAUUUAGUGAAGUUUAUAGAGCAACCUGUCUCUUGAAUGGAGUAGCAGUAGCUUUAAAAAAAGUGCAGAUAUUUGAUUUAAUGGAUGCCAAAGCACGUGCUGAUUGUAUCAAAGAAAUUGAUCUCCUUGAGCAACUCAACCACCCAAAUGUAAUUAAAUAUUAUGCAUCAUUCAUUGAAGAUAAUGAACUUAACAUAGUUUUGGAAUUAGCUGAUGCUGGUGAUCUAUCCAGAAUGAUAAAGCAUUUUAAGAAACAAAAGAGGCUAAUUCCUGAAAGGACUGUUUGGAAGUACUUUGUUCAACUCUGCAGUGCAUUGGACCAUAUGCAUUCUCGACGAGUCAUGCAUAGAGAUAUAAAACCGGCGAAUGUGUUCAUUACAGCCACUGGAGUGGUCAAACUUGGCGAUCUUGGGCUUGGUCGGUUUUUCAGCUCUAAAACCACAGCCGCACAUUCUUUAGUGGGUACACCUUAUUACAUGUCUCCAGAGAGAAUCCAUGAAAAUGGAUACAACUUCAAAUCUGACAUCUGGUCUCUUGGCUGUCUACUGUAUGAGAUGGCUGCGUUACAGAGUCCUUUCUAUGGUGACAAAAUGAAUUUGUACUCGCUGUGUAAGAAGAUAGAACAAUGUGACUACCCACCUCUUCCUUCAGAUCACUAUUCAGAGGAACUACGGCAGUUAGUGAAUAUGUGCAUCAACCCAGAUCCAGAGAAGCGACCAGACAUUGCCUACGUAUACAACGUAGCGAAGAGGAUGCACGCGUGCACCACAAGCAGCUAAAUACGUGACGAUCAUGAAGAACACAACCAAAAUGAUUUAAAGUAUUUUCGUGCAGAUCAUACCUCCCCGCUUCUGUCUGGGUGUUAAGAUUAAGAUUUCAGAGCGAAUGUGCUUUGACUCCUUAACCAGUUUUCAUGUAAGCUUCAUUUUGUACCUGUCUCAGUCACCUUGCAAACCCCACAUGACUUUGGAGAGUCGAAUUGCAUGUUAGGAGAGAAGAUGAAACUUCAUGGGUUUUACUAGCGAAGGGUCUUUAGAAUUAUUUAGAGGGUUUUUUUUUGUGUGUUUGUUUUUUUGUUUGUUUGUUUGUUUUUUCAGAUAAACUGUGUUCAGAUAGGCUCUCAGUGCCAAAUACGGAAGGUGGGGCCUGGCACUCAUCAAGAUAGACUCGUAGCCUGAGGAAAAGUAUCUGGACAUGUGACUUGUUUGCUUUUUCAUCAUUUAUGGACAUCGGAGAUUAACACAAUUGUGAACUUUUGUGAUUCUUUUAUUUUUAAAAGUUUGAAGUAUUUGUUUUAGUUCUUAGCAUUGUAGUUUUCAGAUACCAUCCUUAAGAUAAAUGUAGACAUAAACUGAAAAACACUUAAAAUUCUUAGCUUAUUAUAACUUUCAAAAUGCAACUAAAUGUGAAAAAAUUGGGGGAAAAAUGUGAGUCAGACACUGAAGAGUUCUUUGCUUUAUUUUGUUUUGUUUUAAUAUCUUUGAUAUUCUCUUUGCAUUAAAGUGGUAUAAAUGAAUCCAUUUAAAAAGUGGUUAAGGAUUUCUUUGGCUGGUGUGAGAGUAAUUUUGGAAGUUGCACAUUGCCCAAGCUUUUUCUGUUUUUACUAUUGUUUGUACAUUUGAAAAAUCUUCUUUGAAUAAUCUUGCAGUACUAUAUUUCAAGUUCUUUAUAAAUUUAAAUACUCUCUUCAUAAUUUGUACACUAUAGGUGUAAGCAUAUGUUUUUAUUCAUAGAUUUUAUUGAAGUUCUGAUUGGUCCCCUUCAGAAAUUUUUUUUGUCUUCUUCAAGUUACUUAUUUAUAUUGUACGUGCAUUUUAUCCAUUAUGUGUCAGAUCUUCUGAGAACAUAAUGCCCUUUAAAAAAAAUUGGUAUUCCAAUACUUUUUCUGGAAUAAAAACAUUAUUUUUUUUAACUUUUUAAAAUUUGGGUCACCUUGUUUGCGUGUAAUUUUGUCUUGUUAGAGAGGAAGAAAGGAUGUAUGUUGUACUGUACCUGUGAAUGUUGACACCGUUUUGAUUCAUUUGACAAGGUUGUAAUUUUAGAAAUAUGUUUAAAGCAAUGAAAACUGGCCAUUACCACAGCCAGAAUUUUUAUGAGAUUAACAUUUCUGUUGAGAAGCUUCUAAGCAAAGUACUGUAUUCAUGCAUGAAGAGGACAGAGAUGGUAAUGCUUCAUUUAGUUUAAGGAAACGGGCAGAGUUCAGUAAACGCCAUUGUGGAGAUCUGAUUUCCCUGAAUACCUUCAUGUUAGCGGUGACCAGUUCACCACAGAACUGUGGAAGCCCAGAGGCCGAGUAGCGGACACGUUCAAGGACAUCCCGCCGCCUUCCAACCCUGGGAUGGAUAAUCCUGCCGACGUGAAAACCUCAUGUCCAGAGAACACCUCCUUUUAGCCGAUGCAACUGCUAGUUUUGUUUUCUCAUCGAAGUUUUUUGUACAAUCAUUUGAAUAUUUUCCAGUCAUUUGUAAACUUUAAAAGUGGUGUAUAAAGGGCAAAAGCAUAAACUUUUUUCCUUCCCAGAAUCGAAUUAGUUAUGGUUUCUGAAGGGUAAUUUUAUCUUGGGAGAGACAAAGGUCACAUGGGUGGUCAUUUAAAUGAGGGCAGGAUACAUUGUUUCUCCCAGAUUGCCGUUACUUACAACUCCACACGGAGCAUCCAGACCUGCCUCCAGAAGUAGGAGUAGAAUUAUUUUUGUUGACCAUUAGUGUCCUGUUCAUUUUCUUGUCCAUAGCUGAUUGAGAGGAAAUUGUUCUGUAAUUGGAAGAUACUCUCCUUUUUCUUGUAAUCUUUAAAAAUACAUGAAUCUAAAAUUCAUUAGCUUAACCCCUCACAGUGACUUUUAAGCAAAGAUUUAAGCUUUUCUUUUCAGUGAAUCUCUCUGCGAGGAGGAAGUAGCUGGGAAGAAUUUAAUGAUCAGGGAAAUCCAUUAUUAUUUUCUACAUGUGGAAACUUUUUGUUUUGGAUAUCGUAUCUUUUUUUUAAUCUACAUGUUCAUAUUUUUUCCUGAAGAAACCACUGCGUAAAAAACAAAUCUUAGUUUGGAAUGAGUCCAUUUCAAAGAAUUAUGAAGAUUUGAUUAGAGGUUUUAAUUUUUAUAAUCACUUAUAAAAUAUUCUCUUUAUAUUUCUGUUGACAAGUAAAUUUUGUACUAAGUAAAACAUUUGCGUUGAGAAAGAUUAAAAUGAAAGGCACAUAUGAUUCUAAACCUUAGACCCUGGUACCAGUUUCCCAGAGGGAAACGGGGGGAACCGUGUUUUGUACGGUGAGGUUUAGGACUGGUGGGUGAAGGAUAUCCCCAUAUACAUAAAGUGCUCAACGAUGUGCAAUGAUUGUAAAUUUAGUAAGAUGUUACCGCCAUUUCAUGAACGCUUUACCAUUCUACAUAGUAUCUAUUACAAAACACCUCCUUGUAUCAAUAUACUUCAGGUGUUGCUGUUAACAUUUACAUGCUAUUUAUUUUAACCAAAAUGUUAUUCAUAUUAAAUGUUCUUUUCCUUUAAAAUGAAUGUAUUAUGUUCAUAACCCACAAAAGCGUAAUUAUCCUAUAUCUCAUAUUUCAAUAGUACUGUAAUAUGGACUUCUUUUGUGAAAUACUUUUAUUUUGUUAUGCUUCAAACACACAUACUAAAGAGAGUCUGUUGUUAGCCUUGAAAAUUGUAUAAUAUCCUAAAAUAAAUAAAAAUAUAAAAUUAAAAACUGA
Messenger RNA from Suricata suricatta (meerkat), 3858 nucleotides. It is a transcript of the gene NEK7, whose product is annotated as NIMA related kinase 7. Gene Ontology annotation, molecular function: ATP binding; protein kinase activity. Lineage: Eukaryota; Metazoa; Chordata; Mammalia; Carnivora; Herpestidae. The record is from RefSeq and is a predicted model, not a curated record. The coding region runs from base 29 to 937 and encodes 302 amino acids. Gene Ontology annotation, biological process: protein phosphorylation. The transcript has 9 exons.